This is a messenger RNA of Neospora caninum, 1137 nucleotides long. RefSeq lists its product as hypothetical. NCBI's taxonomy places the organism in Eukaryota, Apicomplexa, Conoidasida, Eucoccidiorida, Sarcocystidae. The transcript has a single exon. The coding region runs from base 1 to 1137 and encodes 378 amino acids. The record is from RefSeq and is a predicted model, not a curated record.
AUGUCUGUUUCUGCGUCAAACUGUGAAAUCAGGUACGGGUUUCUGGUAGAAAGUCAAACCCUUGUCCACCCAAUAAAUGCCGAGGACCAGUUCGGUAGAGAGGGCUGGGUGAAUCGUGGACACGACCUGACACAAAGAGCUUCCGGUGACUGGGUGAGUGCGGGUGGCCACUCUAUGGAUACAGCUCCGGGUGUGACAGUCCAGGCAUGGCAUGCCCCACGUCCGCCACAGGCGUCCAUUUCUCGGCGACUUUCCGACACGGAGUCGGAAAAGGGAGGCGGUCACGACGGUGUCAACCGAAGAGGCGGUGGCAAUCCUUCGACACGACAGGGGGAUCCUGUUGCGCAGGCUACAGGAUACAGCACCGUUGCGCAACACAGUGAGGGCACAGUGAGCACGCCCAGGCCGUCAGGGACAGGAGAGCAGCACCUCCGCACCCAGGCACCUACAGGGAGACUCAGCUCAUCAUUGCAAACUUCUCCCACUACUGGCGGAGCGCCGGCCAUGCCGGCCCUAGCGCGAUUCUUCGGAACCCGCAGCGGUUCGCCUCAUCGAGGCGCUAGCUGUGCCUCGUGCGAUUCAAUAGACACAGCUAUGGAAGCGCUUCUCGCUACCCGCCGACGCAGAUGGACUGCCGAAUCUCGGUCAGCUGCUCAGAUAGCGGAACUAGAGCGUCAGCAUGCGACACAUGCCCGAUCCGCUGCACAAGGGAAUGGACGAAGCGGAGACGAGGGGCCGCAGGUUAGCAUUUACCAGCAGCUGCAAGACGCACGCCGAGCCGGGGCCGCGGAGCAAAGUGAUCUACGGCAGCAAGAAGCCACUUUGAGUGGCUUUGUAGACGCGCAAAUUCGUGACCGUAAAAGAAGAGAAGAGAGGCGUGCCAUGCAGCUACAGGCCCAACUGCGAGUUCUGGUCGCAGAGGCAGCUUUGGCUCGCGCCCAGGCCACACUAAAUCGGCACCAGCGAAUGGCGGAUCUCCAAGAGGUUCUCGACAACCUAGCAGCUCUGAGGGUGAGAGAACCUUCCCGUGAACAGCAACAGCGGAUGCGCGACCAGGAAGACGAGAUCCUAGAGCAAUUGCGCCAGGAGGGUGAGGAAGUAAUGCAUCCGCGUCGCAGCAGGAGAAAACCCGCCUGA